Molecule: messenger RNA, 876 nt
Organism: Prunus armeniaca (apricot)
Lineage: Eukaryota; Viridiplantae; Streptophyta; Magnoliopsida; Rosales; Rosaceae
Source: the annotation of a GenBank genome assembly
AUGGGAAAUCCAGCACAAUUUACUCUUCUGGCUUCCACUUUCUGCGUGAUGCUUACAAUGCAUUUCUCAGUACAGCUUCUCUCAGAACAUUUUUUCUACUGGAAGAAGCCAAAGGAGCAAAAAGCCAUCAUAAUCAUUAUACUUAUGGCGCCCUUAUAUGCUCUAGAUUCUUUUGUGGGCUUGUUAGAUUUAAAGGGAAGCAAUGUUUUCUUUACUUUUUUGGAUUCGAUCAAGGAGUGCUACGAGGCUUUGGUGAUAGCUAAGUUUUUGGGUUUGCUGUACAGCUACUUGAACAUAUCUAUAAGUAAAAACAUAGUGCCAGAUGAAAUCAAGGGACGGGAGAUUCACCAUUCAUUUCCCAUGACUCUUUUUCUGCCUCGCACUGUUCAUUUGAACCAUCAUACAUUGAAGCUUCUCAAGUACUGGACAUGGCAAUUUGUUGUGAUUCGCCCCGUGUGCUCCAUCUUGAUGAUAACUCUUCAACUCCUUGGAGUAUAUCCCAGUUGGGUUAGCUGGACAUUCACAAUAAUUCUGAAUAUUUCAGUGACACUGGCUCUGUAUUCUCUUAUUGUUUUCUACCAUGUGUUUGCUAAAGAGCUGGCACCACACAAACCUCUUGCCAAGUUCUUAUGCGUCAAAGGGAUUGUUUUCUUCUGCUUCUGGCAGGGAGUUGUUCUUGACAUACUUGCAGCAUUGAAAAUAAUUCGAUCUCACCAUAUCUGGCUGGACGUGGAGCAUAUUGAGGAAGCUCUUCAAAACAUAUUGGUGUGUGUGGAGAUGGUUUUAUUUUCAGUUUUUCAGAAGAAGGCGUACAGUGUUGAACCAUAUAGAGACGAUGGUAUACCAAGUAAGCCAAGGGAAAAUAAGAAAGAAUGA